GGUGAGAGACCUUUCUCAUGUGAAACAUGUGGAAAAUGUUUCAAUCAAAAAGGUAGUUUGAGUAGCCACAUGAUAAUUCACAAAGCAGAGAAGCCUUUCUUGUGUAUAACCUGUGGGAAAGGUUUCAAUCAAAGGAGUCAUUUGACAAGCCACAUGAGAACUCAUACAGGUGAGAAACCUUUCUCAUGUGAAACCUGUGGAAAAGGUUUCAAUCAAAGGAGUCAUUUGACAAGCCACAUGAGAACUCAUACAGGUGAGAAACCUUUCUCAUGUGAAACCUGUGGAAAAGGUUUUAUUGAAAAAACUAAUCUGCUUAAGCACAUGAGAACUCACACAGGUGAGAAACCUUUCUCAUGUGAAGCUUGU
Messenger RNA from Poecilia latipinna (sailfin molly), 366 nucleotides. Its product is annotated as gastrula zinc finger protein XlCGF8.2DB-like. The record is from RefSeq and is a predicted model, not a curated record. Gene Ontology annotation, biological process: regulation of transcription by RNA polymerase II. Lineage: Eukaryota; Metazoa; Chordata; Actinopteri; Cyprinodontiformes; Poeciliidae. Gene Ontology annotation, molecular function: DNA-binding transcription factor activity, RNA polymerase II-specific; RNA polymerase II cis-regulatory region sequence-specific DNA binding. Gene Ontology annotation, cellular component: chromatin; transcription regulator complex; PcG protein complex. The annotation marks the transcript as partial. The transcript has 2 exons.